This is a messenger RNA of Vicia villosa (hairy vetch), 1360 nucleotides long. RefSeq lists its product as uncharacterized. Bases 1 to 1158 code for a protein of 385 amino acids. The transcript has 7 exons. NCBI's taxonomy places the organism in Eukaryota, Viridiplantae, Streptophyta, Magnoliopsida, Fabales, Fabaceae. The record is from RefSeq and is a predicted model, not a curated record.
AUGGACAAAGAGUGGACUAAAUUACCGUGGUUUAGUCAAGAGAAGUCAGUGGGAAUUUGUCACUGUGAAGAGGUGGUCUUAGACGAUGAUGGAGAACCUAUUGGACCCAAUGAUCGAACCGUGACAGAUUUGAGUUGUUUCCUUGGCACUGUCGCAAGGAAUUCAGACUUGUGUCCCUUAGUUUUUACUAACUUCAAAGCUUUGAAGAAAGCAAACAAGGACCGUAUAUGGGAAUUUGUCACUGAUAAAUUCAUUAUCCCUGAAAAUGGACGUAGAGCGGUUUUCUCUCGCAUUAAUGAUGCUUGGAGGCGUUUCAAGAAAGAUCUCAAAAAGAGUUGUUUUUUAAAGUACACUACUAUGAGUGAAAGAUUGAAGCAUCGUCCCCAGACCGUACCUGAAGUUCAUUUCAAGCAAUUGAUAUCCUAUUGGAAGAACAAUAACAUCCAAAAAAUUAGCAAAAUCAAUGCUGUGAACAGAGCUAAGCAAAAGUAUAUGCAUCGGAUGGGCCCAACAAACUUUGCGAGGAUUCGUGCAAAACUGCGUGCUAAGAAAGAGGACGGAAAGGAAGUUAGCCAGGCAGAGAUGUUCAUUGAGACUCGACAAAGUCGAAAAGGAAAACAGCCGGAUGAGGAAACUUCAAGUGUAAUUUCUAAGCUUCAAGAAUCAGUUCAGAAUUCAACUGAAUCUGAGACAUUUAACUCCUUGUUUGGGAAAGAAAAAUCUGGACGAGUUCGUUGCUAUGGAAGAACAAUAACACCUACCAUGCUUAAAAGAAAAGAAGAAAUUCUGGUUAUUAAAAGGCAACAUAAUGAUGAAGUGGCUGGCAUGAAGAGGGAGAUGGAUGGUAUGAAGGCGCUAUUUAAGACAAUGAUGAAGCAACAAAACCCACAAAUGAGCGACGACGAGAUCUCUAAUUUGAUGGCAAGUGCUAUGGGCUGUUCCAUUAGUUCUACUGCUGCUCCUGCUGAUCCACAUUCGUCUGCAUCAACUCAUAUUCCGCAUUGCGAACAGGGUGGAGAGGAAGCAGAUUGUGAUGAAGAUAUGGAAGAAGCUUGUGAUGAUCAUGAAGAUGUGGAAGGAGGUUAUGCUGAAGAUGUUGAAGAAGGUGGUUGUUCAGAAGAUGUGGAAGAAGAGCAAGGAGAAGAUCAAGAAGAAUAGUUGUUUUAUGUUAUCUAGCCCAGUUUUUAGAACUUUUUUUGGUUAUUUUGGGAUGACUCCAUUUUGAGAGAAACUUGUGGUGGUACAACUUAAAUAGUGUAGGGAUCAUGGAUCAACUUAAUAUGGUUGUUUUGAUUUUGAAUUUGGGAUGAAAAACUUAGUAUCCAACUAUUAUUAGUGGAUGAACUACUAUUAAUGUUAA